Molecule: messenger RNA, 966 nt
Organism: Ziziphus jujuba (common jujube)
Lineage: Eukaryota; Viridiplantae; Streptophyta; Magnoliopsida; Rosales; Rhamnaceae
Product: BAHD acyltransferase At5g47980
Exons: 1
Coding region: 1-966 (321 amino acids)
Source: RefSeq, a predicted model, not a curated record
AUGCCUCUUUUGCUUGUUCAACUCACAUCUUUCGAAUGUGGUGGAGUCGCACUAGGAAUGUGCAUGUCACACAAGUUGGCAGACGCAGCCAUGAUGUUCAUGUUCGUCCGGGAUUGGGCGGCGAUUACGCUUGGCAAUCCUCCGGAACAACUUCCCGUCAUCAAUUUCAAUGCAGCUUCAUACUUCCCGGUGAAAGAUCCAGCAUCAUUCCAGCUUCCUGCCUUGAUAUUCAAAAGGGCAAAGUGUGUUACGAAGAGGUAUUUGUUCGACGCAAAGAAGAUUGCCUCUCUUAAGGCCAAAGCCUCCAGUGUUUCAGUUCAGAAACCAACACGAACCGAAGCUAUUACAGCCCUCAUAUGGAGAUGCGCCAUGAAUGCAUCAUCAAGAUUAAACAAAGGGGUAGCAAAGCACUCGGUGAUGCACCAUUUUGUGAAUUUACGCAGAAUAGUAGAGCCGCCCAUCUCAGGAAACACUUUGGGAAGCCUUGUGCUCUAUUUUUCCACACAUGCCGACCAGAGUAAAAUAGAGCUGCAAGAUUUGGUGGCCGAGUUCAGGAAAGGAAUGAAAGAAUUCCGGGGAAGAGAAGCGAAAAGAAUUGGAGGGGAUGAGGCAGUCAAAGUGGUUUAUGAGAAAAGAAAAGAGAGAAGAGAGUUGAUGAAUAAAGAUGAUACAAACCUGUUUUCAUGUACAAGUUUAUGUAGCUUUAACUUCUACGAUCACGCCGAUUUUGGUUUGGGGAAGCCAAUAUGGAUGACUGUUGAUUCAGGUGCUUCCCUCAACAACAACAUCAUCUUGUCAAACAUGAGAGAAGGUUAUGGGGUAGAGGCUUGGGUGACUCUGAGUGAAAAAGAAAUGGCAAUUUUUGAAGCUGAUCCUGAGCUUCUUUCAUUUGCAUCAUCAAAUCCAAGUGUGUUGGUAUUGAUGGAUAAUAAUCAACACCACCAUAGCAGCCUCUCUAGGCUCUAG